Molecule: messenger RNA, 2196 nt
Organism: Carcharodon carcharias (great white shark)
Lineage: Eukaryota; Metazoa; Chordata; Chondrichthyes; Lamniformes; Lamnidae
Product: basic proline-rich protein-like
Exons: 2
Coding region: 1-2196 (731 amino acids)
Source: RefSeq, a predicted model, not a curated record
AUGGAAGGAUUUGAACAUGAGGAUGAGAAUUUUAAAAUGGAUGUACUGCUGGUCUGCGAGCACUGGGUCCGAUUUGGGAUGCAGGACGGAAACCCCCCGCUCCCCGCGACCGCCCUCAGGAAACCCCCCGCUCCCCGCGACCGCCCUCAGGAAACCCCCCGCUCCCCGCGACCGCCCUCAGGAAACCCCCCGCUCCCCGCGACCGCCCUCAGGAAACCCCCCGCUCCCCGCGACCGCCCUCAGGAAACCCCCCGCUCCCCGCGACCGCCCUCAGGAAACCCCCCGCUCCCCGCGACCGCCCUCAGGAAACCCCCCGCUCCCCGCGACCGCCCUCAGGAAACCCCCCGCUCCCCGCGACCGCCCUCAGGAAACCCCCCGCUCCCCGCGACCGCCCUCAGGAAACCCCCCGCUCCCCGCGACCGCCCUCAGGAAACCCCCCGCUCCCCGCGACCGCCCUCAGGAAACCCCCCGCUCCCCGCGACCGCCCUCAGGAAACCCCCCGCUCCCCGCGACCGCCCUCAGGAAACCCCCCGCUCCCCGCGACCGCCCUCAGGAAACCCCCCGCUCCCCGCGACCGCCCUCAGGAAACCCCCCGCUCCCCGCGACCGCCCUCAGGAAACCCCCCGCUCCCCGCGACCGCCCUCAGGAAACCCCCCGCUCCCCGCGACCGCCCUCAGGAAACCCCCCGCUCCCCGCGACCGCCCUCAGGAAACCCCCCGCUCCCCGCGACCGCCCUCAGGAAACCCCCCGCUCCCCGCGACCGCCCUCAGGAAACCCCCCGCUCCCCGCGACCGCCCUCAGGAAACCCCCCGCUCCCCGCGACCGCCCUCAGGAAACCCCCCGCUCCCCGCGACCGCCCUCAGGAAACCCCCCGCUCCCCGCGACCGCCCUCAGGAAACCCCCCGCUCCCCGCGACCGCCCUCAGGAAACCCCCCGCUCCCCGCGACCGCCCUCAGGAAACCCCCCGCUCCCCGCGACCGCCCUCAGGAAACCCCCCGCUCCCCGCGACCGCCCUCAGGAAACCCCCCGCUCCCCGCGACCGCCCUCAGGAAACCCCCCGCUCCCCGCGACCGCCCUCAGGAAACCCCCCGCUCCCCGCGACCGCCCUCAGGAAACCCCCCGCUCCCCGCGACCGCCCUCAGGAAACCCCCCGCUCCCCGCGACCGCCCUCAGGAAACCCCCCGCUCCCCGCGACCGCCCUCAGGAAACCCCCCGCUCCCCGCGACCGCCCUCAGGAAACCCCCCGCUCCCCGCGACCGCCCUCAGGAAACCCCCCGCUCCCCGCGACCGCCCUCAGGAAACCCCCCGCUCCCCGCGACCGCCCUCAGGAAACCCCCCGCUCCCCGCGACCGCCCUCAGGAAACCCCCCGCUCCCCGCGACCGCCCUCAGGAAACCCCCCGCUCCCCGCGACCGCCCUCAGGAAACCCCCCGCUCCCCGCGACCGCCCUCAGGAAACCCCCCGCUCCCCGCGACCGCCCUCAGGAAACCCCCCGCUCCCCGCGACCGCCCUCAGGAAACCCCCCGCUCCCCGCGACCGCCCUCAGGAAACCCCCCGCUCCCCGCGACCGCCCUCAGGAAACCCCCCGCUCCCCGCGACCGCCCUCAGGAAACCCCCCGCUCCCCGCGACCGCCCUCAGGAAACCCCCCGCUCCCCGCGACCGCCCUCAGGAAACCCCCCGCUCCCCGCGACCGCCCUCAGGAAACCCCCCGCUCCCCGCGACCGCCCUCAGGAAACCCCCCGCUCCCCGCGACCGCCCUCAGGAAACCCCCCGCUCCCCGCGACCGCCCUCAGGAAACCCCCCGCUCCCCGCGACCGCCCUCAGGAAACCCCCCGCUCCCCGCGACCGCCCUCAGGAAACCCCCCGCUCCCCGCGACCGCCCUCAGGAAACCCCUCAGCCCCCGCGACCGCCCUCAGGAAACCCCUCACUCCCUGCGACCGCCCUCAGGAAACCCCUCAGCCCCUGCGACCGCCCUCAGGAAACCCCUCAGCCCCUGCGACCGCCCUCAGGAAACCCCUCAGCAUCUGCGACCGCCCUCAGGAAACCCCUCAGCCCCACCCCCUGCCUCAGGAAACCCCUCAGCCCCACCCCCUGCCUCAGGAAACCCCUCACUCCCCGUGACUGCCCUCAGGAAACCCCUCAGCCCCCGCGACCGCCCUCAGGAAACCCCUCACUCCCAGCGACCGCCCUCAUGA